This is a messenger RNA of Bombyx mori (domestic silkworm), 4181 nucleotides long. RefSeq lists its product as uncharacterized. The transcript is spliced from 3 exons. Gene Ontology annotation, cellular component: nucleus. The record is from RefSeq and is a predicted model, not a curated record. NCBI's taxonomy places the organism in Eukaryota, Metazoa, Arthropoda, Insecta, Lepidoptera, Bombycidae. Gene Ontology annotation, molecular function: zinc ion binding. Bases 1767 to 3902 code for a protein of 711 amino acids.
AUAUGUUAUAUAUAUACACAUAUCAAUCAAUUCUCUCACUGGUUAUGAUUUUUUUAUUAUUAUUGAAUCAAACAUAAUCUGAAAUCCUAGCAAUCAGACUUAGCCAGUGUUAAUAAAUAUAAUCAUUUAAAGAACUAAGAUAUUUUCCAAUUGGCGAGAAGGACUUACCGCUCAACCAGGGCGGAUGGAUGAACUCAAGAGCGCAGUCGGGAGGUAACGAUAUGCUAACAACUUUUCGAGCGCUUCUAAAGGAGGCUUAUCAAUUUAAGGGCAGCUGUUUCGUGAAUACAUAUGAGACCAGAUCUAAAUCUUGACCGUCCGAGAAAAUUUUGGUGUGAAACUUAACGGAUUAAAUGAUAAUUAGUCGGACUCUUCGGCGAGUUCGACGGUUACGGCGAACUUUGUUAAAAUUGCUGCUAGCGGGCAUUUUAGUAGUGUCCAACACCACCAAGACUGAAUCAGAACGAUCCGUGAGGACAUGAUAAAGACGUCACUGGUAGCUGGCUGCUGAGUCAACUGGCGUGAAGGUGUAGCUAAUGACAUAUACGAUAAGUCGGUUAUCGUGUCGUACUGCUGAUGCGAAAUAGCCCUUUUCUAAGUCCUUACAUUUUUAUAAAACACAAACGUUAGAAAAUCCUCCACUAAGCGCCAACUCAAAAAAUACCUUACGUAUUGCUUUUGUUUCUCUAUUAUCUUUGAUUAAAAAGAUAGUUAACGCACACCAGUGUCGGUUCCUUCAGAAACCAUUUACAUCUUGUUUUACUCUGUGCUUUUAAAGGCUUUGUAUGUAUUGUAAAAGUCUACUUUACUUUGGGUUAACAAGUAUUAGGUAUGUACAUACAACAUUAUUUUAACAAAUUAUGAACAAACCCAAACCAUUUGUUCCAAACAAUGUAAUCUAGCUUUCUUAACUUAGCCAUUGGAGUACCAUAGCACGUGAGAAAUGUCACGUUUAAGGAGUUCAUGACUCCUUCAAGAAGUUUAGUUUUUGAACCCUUCCGCUAGUAUACGAAGACAGCGUCGGAAAGCUCCUUCAUCUCGGUAAUUUGGCAUGAUAGCUCCCUUGACAACAACUCUGAACAGUCUUACGCAGCACCCUCCAUCCUAUCAUACCCUACCAUCAUCACUCCAAGCAAGUCCUGACGGACCACCUGAUUCUAGGUAUAGUGGACGCUACUAGUCUAAUGACUACUGUUAUCACUAGUACAAUAACAAAGCACUGCUCACCGUGUUGCCACGCUUGAUAUACAUAUAUCAUAGCACAAGUUUGGUGAGUUUCUGAAUGGGUUGCGACUCCGAUGUGAUGUAAAAGCAUUCGCGAAGCAACCCUCCUUCAGCUAUUAGGCUUUCUUUGGGGCUUCUGGGGUCGUCCAAGACUUUGGGUUAGUAAACUUUCUCUUUUGACUUAUCCCUCCUGUUCACCCAUCUGUUCUUGCUGGGCGGCAAGAUCUUUGUAUCUACCAAGAUAAUUUCUUCAUAUAAAGGCUUUAGGUGAUUGCCAUAGUGAAAAAGGAGCUGUUAUGUUGGCAGCACUUAUUGUUUUAAAGUUGUAGCACCAAUGUUAUCGGCCAUGUUGUCACUUGCUAAAUGUGGAUUAUAAAUAUUUCCGACAAAAAGUCUUGAGACUGAGAGUUGUUUCUCUUGAUUGAACACAUAGCUUUAUAGUUUAAAAGUGUUUUUAUUCAGUACACCACUUAUGGGAUCGAAUUUAUUGCGUGGCAUGCUAUAAUACAAGCAAUAGUAAUAAGUGUUGAAAAACUUUAAUAAUGGCUAAGAAAAAAGCGAAGUCAAAAUCAAAGAAACAAUUAAAUUUUCAAAAGGGAUCAACGAAAAACGUACCGAACGAUCUAUUGGUAUCUGCUGUAUCAGUCAUGCCAGUCAUGGCAAAAGUAUGCAGGUUGUGCGAAACGAAAGAUGGUCCCUUUUUAAAUAUUUUCGAAUCUGAUAAAUCAACUGCUAAGAAGAUAGAUGAACUAAUGCCUUUUGGGAUUUCUGAAAAUGAUGAAUUACCUCACAAAAUAUGUUUCCGGUGCUCAGCUAAAGUUGAAGAGCUUCAUGAGUUUGUACAGAAAUGUGUCAAGACACAAGAAAAUCUCCUAGCUGCUACUGGUAAAAAAGAUUUACUAAACACAAAAACAAAAACACGAGAACAGUGGGAAGAAAAGCUGAACAAAACUAACUUGUCGAAUGAUGACAUCUGCGAUGCUCUCAUAAGAAAAGCUAUGGAAGCUAUAAAAGAUAUGCCAUUAAACCAAUCAGUUGUAGCAGAGGAUAAGAAUUCUCUACUUGGACGAAAGGUGCGAGCGGAACCCCAAACAAAUAACAUUUUAAAAUUGCAGGCCAAAACAGAAGACAGUAAUGCUGCUGUGAAUCUCAAACCUGUAAAAUUGACUAUUGAAAAAUGUGACCAAAGGGUUACUCGGUCGGGGUCAGAUAAAAUUGUCAAUAAACAAAGUAAAAAACUUGACACUAUAAAUACAAAUUCCAUUAGCACACCAGAGGUACAAGAUAGUCAAAAACCUGAAAAUAGUGGAAAAAAAGAUACAACAGCUGAAAAUAUUGCAUCUGAGGAAACUACAAAAGAGGAAGUGCCAUUUAACAUAAUGGAUCAUGUAAGCACAAUCAAAGUAAAUCAAGUAGGAGUACUCUUCCAAUGUAAGUUAUGUAACCGAAAUUUCUUAAAAAAGGAAAUAGUCGAAAGUCAUUUUUGUGCCCGAAAUGGUGCUCCCAAAACUGAUAUUACAAAACACUUACCCCCUCCUGAACCACCAAAAGCCACUAAUACUGUGAAAUAUUUUAAAAUGGACAGUGAAAAACGUAUUAUGUCAAAUGGCAAUGAUAGUGUUACAUCAAAUAAAGAAUGUAAAGAAGUGCCAGCUGAACGAGAACUUAAUAAAGCUUUAGAAGAACCAGUCAAGCCUUUAGCUAAACCAAAACCCAAAAUAGGCCCUGCAAGUAAAGUAAAAAAAAACCAAAUGGAACCAUCUCCUUGUGUAACUGAAACCCCUGAAGUAACUAUUCUCACCCCUACCGCACCCCUUGGAAAUUUUAAACUAAUGCCUAAUGUAAACUCAAGCUACAAUUUAAUGCCCAGUCCAAACUCAAGGUACAAGAUAAUGCCUGGUCCAAACAAUUCUUUUGUAUUAGUGGAAGAAGGUUCAACUUCCAAAGCUGCAAGUGAGGAGACUAAUACUGCACAAAAGGUACCUAAAAAAAGAAAAAAUGAAGGUAAAAUUCAUGCUGAUAUGAAUGAAUGUUCUUCAUACAAUAUCCAAAGCUCAGAAGUCAUUGAUGUAGAUGAGCCUACUCCAGUAUUGCCAUCACAACAGAAGCCAUAUCCUGUUGGGCUUUUUCAAACAGUUGCCCACCAUACUGGGAUCUAUGUGUCAAAAACUACUCAGAGUGCAACAUUCACUACUCCAGCCAUGAAAAAGCAGUCUUACACUGUUCAUCAAACUGACAAUCCUAGCAAAUUAGUGAUCUCAACGAAACCUCAAAUAUCUACUGAAGAAAUUCCUAAGAAAAAGAGUAAAAGAAUUCGACCAGAAACCAACGAAACUCCAUCGAAAGAACCCUUCUCUGUGACAUUAGAAGAUGCAGCACCACCAAAAGAUCCUGGCUUCUUUACCUUUAUCAAUGUGGAUCCUUUGUUGCAGCCUUCAUAUGUUCUACCAACAGACAAUAUUAUCCAAGAAUCACAAAUUUCAACAUCCACUCCCGUGGUGAAGGCUGGUGGUACAGAUAAAAAAGAAAAAGAACAAUAUUCUUGUAACAUGUGCAAUGAGAAAUUUAGUAGAGAGAAAAAACUACUUACCCACAUACAAUCACAUUACGAUAAGUUGGACGAAGAAGACAUGAAGAGAGAAGAAAGAAGUAGUAAUAAAAGAAAACAAAAGAAAUAAUAUUUCUUUUGUUAUUUGCAAACUUAAACAUUAUGAAAAUAUUUUCAUUAAGUAAUCUGCCAUUUAUUUGAUGCAUUUUACAAAUUAUUGUGUCUUGUUGAUUUUGUGAAAAUGUCACUCUUAAUUGCUUUAAAUCUUAGAAAAUAAUUAAUGAAAAUAUUUUUGUGUUGUUUUGUAAAUAUAUCACAUAUAAGUCUAGUUAAGUUGAAAGUACCAUUAGAUUGAUGACUUUGAAUGUGCUGUUUUUUGUGUUAAAAUAUAGAAAUUGUUUUAUUGAUA